This is a messenger RNA of Arabidopsis lyrata subsp. lyrata, 1114 nucleotides long. RefSeq names its product transcription factor MYBS3. Gene Ontology annotation, molecular function: DNA binding; zinc ion binding. Lineage: Eukaryota; Viridiplantae; Streptophyta; Magnoliopsida; Brassicales; Brassicaceae. Gene Ontology annotation, biological process: response to gibberellin; response to ethylene; response to auxin. The coding region runs from base 191 to 895 and encodes 234 amino acids. The transcript has 3 exons. The record is from RefSeq and is a predicted model, not a curated record.
ACCAACUUGGACAACAUCAUUUAAAUUAUAAAACCCUCCAAUAAAUAAAACUUGGUUUAUCCAAUCAUCUUAUUUCUCUGUGCUCUCCACCAUUUUACAUAAACCCCAAAAUCUCUCUUCAUCAUCAUUCAUCAACAUCAUCUCUCUUUCUCUAUCUCUCUGUCCCUCCUUCUCUUUCUCAUUCAUUGCAAUGGGCAGAAGAUGCUCACACUGUGGAAACGUAGGACAUAACUCAAGAACAUGUUCUUCUUACCAUACAAGAGUAAUUAGGCUCUUUGGUGUUCAUCUAGACACCACAAGCUCUUCUCCGCCGCCUCCUCCUCCUCCGUCGAUUUUGGCUGCUGCAAUGAAGAAAAGCUUCAGCAUGGAUUGCUUGCCGGCAUGUUCCUCCUCUUCCUCUUCUUUCGCCGGUUAUCUCUCCGAUGGUCUCGCCCACAAAACACCCGAUCGUAAAAAAGGGGUUCCAUGGACGGAGGAAGAGCACCGGACGUUUCUAGUUGGAUUAGAGAAGCUUGGAAAAGGAGAUUGGAGAGGAAUCUCUAGAAACUACGUCGUCACAAAAUCCCCGACACAAGUGGCAAGUCAUGCUCAAAAGUACUUUCUCCGGCAAACCACCACUCUCCAUCACAAGAGACGCCGCACCAGCCUCUUUGAUAUGGUUUCGGCCGGCAAUGUUGAAGAAAAUAGUACUAUUAAGAGUAUAUGUAAUGAUCAUAUUGGGUCGACCUCAAAGGUUGUUUGGAAACAAGGAUUACUCAAUCCUCGUCUUGGAUAUCCAGAUCCGAAAGUGACAGUAUCCGGGUCGGGUAACUCCGGUGGCGGACUCGAUCUUGAGCUGAAGCUUGCGUCCAUUCAAUCUCCUGAAUCGAAUAUUAGACCUAUUAGCGUUACGUGAAUAUAUAUAACACGUUAUGAGUUUCAUUAGUAUAAUUCAAAUGUUUACAUAUAUAAUAUAUUAUCGAUCCUAUCUAAUUUGAUUUUGAUCCAACGUUAGUUACUUUGAUAAUUUCCUGAAUAUUUUUUUGGUUUUUUCAGUGUGAGAUUUUUUUCUUGGAUCCAUACUUAUUUCUGUAAAUUUAUGAUUUAUCUCGGCAAAACUAUUAUAUUUAGGGUA